This is a messenger RNA of Penicillium vulpinum, 2373 nucleotides long. RefSeq lists its product as uncharacterized. The transcript has 2 exons. The coding region runs from base 1 to 2373 and encodes 790 amino acids. The record is from RefSeq and is a predicted model, not a curated record. NCBI's taxonomy places the organism in Eukaryota, Fungi, Ascomycota, Eurotiomycetes, Eurotiales, Aspergillaceae.
AUGAGCUACUUGGCUGCAAUGUCAAUCAGAAAUUCGGGGCCUCGAGUCAUUCGCCCGACAUCUUCCCAAUUGGUGGCCACAAAUACCUCAGAACGGAGUAUAUGGCGAUGUGCACGAAACGCCCAUGGAGACAGAGCAGACCGUAUCUCACGAAAUUUCGACAAAUAUCGGCGAUACCUUCUAUACCACCGGCGAAAGCCCGAAAUUCGCCAUGACAGUAAUCCUACCCCCAACGAUACACACUCAAGCUGGAGCCGGACAGCUUGGCUUUCUCAGUCAAGUUCCUCUAACCUCCUGGGUGAACGAGAGAGCAGACUCUGGGAUUCGGAUUCGGGGCAGAUGCACGAACGAAUAGAGUUUCUGAGAAAAUAUAUAGAAGCAGACCCUUACAGAGCUGUGUUUGGGCGCCGAUUUGACCCCUUUGAGAAGUUCGACAAGUUCGACAAGAACGACACUUUGUUGGAGAGUUUUCUUCAGUCUCUCCCUAGUAUGAAAAGAUCCCCCAAUGUUAGACCGAGAAUAGACAAACGACAAACGAAAAGUGAGGACAAUCAUGUUGGACUCCAGUACGACCCUAUCAGUGGACACAUGGUGCCAAUAACAUCAUUCAUUGCACCCAAAUUCAGCAACGCAGAACCAGAAAUCAACUCUCAUAAAGUGGUUAACUACCCCCCAGGCAAUGAAGUCAAGGCAAAAUUCGCCUACAGCCCCAGUUUGGCCGAAGAUGGACAACUUCAGCCUGAAAACAAGGGAUUGACUCCCCAAGCACACUUGAUCUCACAACCAACAGUUGAUUGUCCUCCAGGCAGUGAACUUGAUGGACUCUUUACCUCUACUUCCAAAUCUCAGGAUGCACAGGGCAGGGCCCAGGCUCCUCAGGAGACCGAACGAAGGCCUUAUGUAAACAUCGAUUACUCUCCUGGAAGUGAAUUGGAAACUUUGUUUGUUUCUGAAUCUAUUCCUUCUGUGCAGCCUCAGCCGGACACAUUCAAUCUCAGCGGAAACACCAAUAAACCGAACUUGGAUGCCGGGUUGACUGUAGGCGACAACGUGGAAUGCUCUCCAGGAAGUGAGCUAGAGGCCAAGUUCAUAUCUGAUCCCGCCAGCCGCUCUGCCAAUAGUUACCUGUCUGGGUUGGAGACACAAACCCCGAAUAAGCAAAUAAGCAUCUCAAUUGAUUGCUCACCAGGAAAUGAGCUAGAUGCAAGGCUUUCUUCUGAGCUUACUAGUCUCAGUCUUGAAUCCAGCGAUCCUGUUCAUCUAACGACCACCACAACCGCCAUGAUGGGCACUCAAGAAAGCGUUGAGUGCUCUCCAGGUAGUGAAAUUCAAAGUGAGAUUCAAGCACAGAUUCUAUCAGAGUCGAUUAGCCAGAACAGUACCCAAUCAGGAGCCCAGACCUCUUUUGAUUGUCCUCCUGGGAGCGAACUGGAGGCCAUAUUUGUCUGCAGCCCAGCUUCGAUUGAGGAAAAGCAAUUACAGCCAGAAGUACCUGCCAGCCUUGAUACAUUUAAGAUAGCUAAUAGUGUUGUCGACUGUACACCCGGAAAUGAACUAGAGGUGAAACUCAUUUCUGAGAUGGCUAGUACCAAGGGUCCCAAUUACAACGAGGACCCGGGCGUCUUAGAUAAUAGGGACAUUCGAUUUUGUUACACUCCUUUGGAAUCAAAGUUGCAAGCAAAUCCGCUGGAUUUCGAUGCUUCCAAAGGCCGCAUUGGUGACUUUAUUCCCCAAAGCCAAAACUUGGCCACUGAAAAAGAAGAACAACAAGUACCCUCCCAAAAGAGUUCCCCCAAAUUCCAUAUUUUUGCUUUAGAUGUGUCGACAUCUCAAGUCACGACCGCACAAGCAGAUUCAUUCUUCGGUAUCGACGAAGAUAGUAGGCCAAGUGAAAUUCUUUCUCGACUGCACAACCCUGCCAAAUUCCUGCCCUAUUUUGAGAAAAUGCAAGAAGGCGGGUAUAAAAUUGCAACUGGAGGGGGAAACAUUCUUGUCUUCCGAAAGUCUCAAAGCACCCAUCAUCACCCCCUCUCAAAUGCUGCAACAGACCAACAAUUAGCAAUUCAGGCCAAGAUUGCCAAACAUCUUCGCCACGACCCAAUGGAAACUGCCGCUAUAUACGCCGGGACUCCCUGGCAACCCACCACUGAGCCUCCAUCAGAACCCAGUUCCCCUAGCUCCGAGCCCGAACCAACCACAAACUCCGAGUCUUCGGUUCGUAAAGCAGGCCGCAGAAUUCUUAUUGCAGGUACAGCUACUGUAGUGACGUGUUAUACUAUCGGGGUCAUGACCGAGUUCUUCCGCACCGGCGGAAAGGAUGGGCGUGGGAUUGAUGGGUUCACUGUUUUUGAGUCAGAUCGACGUCGAGAAUAG